This is a messenger RNA of Lepus europaeus (European hare), 2159 nucleotides long. It is a transcript of the gene TNFRSF19, whose product is annotated as TNF receptor superfamily member 19. Gene Ontology annotation, molecular function: signaling receptor activity; protein binding. Gene Ontology annotation, cellular component: plasma membrane. The record is from RefSeq and is a predicted model, not a curated record. Gene Ontology annotation, biological process: positive regulation of JNK cascade; positive regulation of canonical NF-kappaB signal transduction. Lineage: Eukaryota; Metazoa; Chordata; Mammalia; Lagomorpha; Leporidae. The coding region runs from base 469 to 1722 and encodes 417 amino acids. The transcript has 10 exons.
GCCCGCUGGCACUGGGAAACGCUUCCAACACACAAUCCACCACGCAGCUUGGGAGCCGAAAGGCUACGGAUCGGGCCACUCAGCUCGGGCACGGGCGAACCACCCGCAGGGCCUCGCUGCAGGGCAGAGGCGGAGGACGGCGUGACCCCGGGUUAACAAAAGACCGUGCGGGCUCGGAGGCCGGAGAGCCAUUACCUGCCCAGGGCGAACUCUCCCGAUAGCCAGCGUAUGCAUGAACUCAGCUCGGUCUUUGAUGUUCAGCAACUGAUCACUGAUCAGAUUACAGGCAUUUCAUCUCCCAGCUCGUUUGCCUUUGAUCUGCAUGGUUAAUUUCAUUUUCCUGGAUGUGAAGUUUCGUCCGGGCUUGUGCUGACACACAUUUUUUGGGGGACGGCGUAGACGCGCUGCCAAGGAGAGACUGAGUUGCUGGAAGGAGCUCUUCAAUAAUAAAUACAUUUGAUAAGAAGGAUGGCUUUGAAAAUACUACCAGAACAAGAUAAAACAUUUUUCAUCACUGUAGUUUUAUUAGGCUGUCUGCUAUGUACAGCGAUCUGUGAAACAGGAGACUGUAGACAACAAGAAUUCAGGGAUCGGUCUGGAAACUGUGUCCUCUGCAAGCCGUGUGGGCCUGGCAUGGAGUUGUCCAAGGAAUGUGGCUUCGGCUAUGGGGAGGAUGCACACUGUGUUACAUGCCGGCCGCACAGGUUCAAGGAGGACUGGGGCUUCCAGAAAUGCAAGCCGUGUCUGGACUGUGCACUCGCAAACCGCUUUCAGAAGGCAAAUUGCUCCGUCACCAGCGACGCCGUGUGUGGGGACUGCUUGCCAGGGUUUUAUAGGAAGACUAAACUGGUUGGAUUUCAAGACAUGGAGUGUGUGCCUUGUGGGGACCCCCCACCUCCCUAUGAACCACACUGUACCAGCAAGGUCAACCUUGUGAAGAUCGCAUCCACAGCCUCCAGUCCUCGGGACACGGCCCUGGCUGCGGUCAUCUGCAGCGCCCUGGCCACCGUGCUCCUGGCGCUCCUCAUCCUCUGUGUCAUCUAUUGCAAGAGACAGUUCAUGGAGAAAAAGCCCAGCUGGUCUCUGAGGUCCCAAGACGUGCAGUACAACGGCUCUGAGCUGUCCUGUUUUGACAGACCUCCGCUCAGCCCGUGUGCUCACAGAGCCUGCUGUCAGUGCCACCAGGGCUCAGCCCAGCCUUACGGGCCUCUUCACCUGAUCCCGUCCCUGUGCUGCGAUGAGGCUUGCGGUGCCAACCGGGCAGCUCUAGCUUGUGGGGCGCAUUCUGCAGCCACCCUACAGGACAGGAGCGCAGGGUCAGCUGGGGAUGCGAUGGCAGCCUUCUUCGGGUCCCCUUCGCGGUCCGUCUGUGGCGAGUUCUCCGACGCCUGGCCUCUGAUGCAGGAUGCCGCUGCUGGUGACAGCAUCUCCUUCUGUGACUCUUACUCUGAACUCGCCGGAGAGGAUCUUCAUUCCCUCAAUCCAGAAAACGAAAGCGCAACGUCUUUGGAUCCAGACAGUGCUCAGGAUUUGGUGGGCGGAGCAGCUCCCACUGAAAGUCACUCUGAAAACUCUACGGAAAAUACGGACUCUCCCACGUACAGGAGCGCGCGGGCAGAGCCAGCAGCAGCUCAGGACGCACUGCGUGCUGGAAGCCAGCUGGAGCAGGAGAGCAGCCGCACUGGGAAUGCAAACACUGCCCCGGCCCUCCAGGAAGCUUAAAGGCCACACCUGUCUGCAGUGGAGGCGUGUGUCUGCAACCCAGCGGGUACUCCACAUGGGCUUUCGGACUGCUCAGACUGGACCGUGCAGAGCUUCUGGUGACAAGAUAAAUCUGAACCAAACGGAUGGCAUUUGAAGCCUUUCAACCAGUUGCUUCUGAGCCAGACCAGCUACCAGCUGAAAAACCACAGCAAAACAGCCAGGCUCGAGGCUAACUCGUGACUCGUGACUCUCUGUGUCUUUCCUGACCGAGAAGCGUCUCUGCUCCAGGGCGACUUCCAAGACAGAUGAGCUUGGUUGCACCUGCGAGAAAAUGGACGCAUCCCUGCUUAGGUUGAUGGUGACUGUGGCUUUCCAAGACCGAAGACCCACAGUGCACAUUUGCAUUGACAUUUUCUCUCUGGAAGUAAUGUCAUUAUAGUCUGUUGUCCUACUAA